Messenger RNA from Exaiptasia diaphana, 2034 nucleotides. RefSeq lists its product as uncharacterized. The record is from RefSeq and is a predicted model, not a curated record. Lineage: Eukaryota; Metazoa; Cnidaria; Anthozoa; Actiniaria; Aiptasiidae. Bases 43 to 1446 code for a protein of 467 amino acids. The transcript has 2 exons.
GUGUUGAAGAAAGUGCAAAGUUGUGAGGAAAACUAUCUUCUUAUGGGCUCAAACUGUUCUGAGGACCAUCCUGUUAUGAAGAAGUAUACWGAGUGUCUGAGUCAAGAAAUGGAAGAGCUGGAAGGCAAAUGGUUAAGUACUCCCAAUGGUAAUAGGGUAGUGUUCUACUUCGAGCUCAUCCCGGCUGACAUGAAGUGGGUGGCUACUAUGUCAGGGGAACUGAAUAAUUGUUCGCAGUAUUUCUCGUCAUUUGCCAAUGUUUGUCAAGCAGAUAAAGCUACAAUUGGUGGUAYAAUUGGGGAUGCRAAGGCAACCUGGCAACCAUGGGACUACAAGAAACGACUUGCUGUUGUGAAAAAGGUUGAAGAUUUUAAAGCUUCCCCUAAAGGCAGCAAGAGGACUGAGGUCACCAGUUUUAUUGCUAAACAGAAAUCUAGACAARAGUUWACCCCUCCACUGGGCAAGUAUGUCAACAACAUUAAAGCAGAACCUUUGCAUGUAACCAACRAUGCCUGGCAGCACUGGUUUUUACACCUUCUUUCAAUUGUUAUUCAAUAUACUGAUUCAAACCAACUUAAGUCAGCAACAYCRUUGUCAGAUAUGCCAGAUAAUUCUACUUUAAUGUCCUUUUUGAAGUGUUUAAAGGGAACUGCUCAUGCUGGUAGACUUAACAAUGCUAUUGCAAGGUGGUUUAGUGAAAAGAGGAAAAAAGGAAUGGAAUUUUCUUACAGAUUUACUGGAGCUGAUUCAAAAAAAAUGUCAUGGCACUUUCCUACUCUUAUCCAAGUGCUAUUGGAUGUCCCAUCACUUACCAGUGGGUCAUAUGUGAAGUUACUUGGUCUAUUCUAUAUHGCCCUCAAAUUGCGUCAUGCAGCUGCCCUGUACUCACGGGUAGAUAUAACCAACAGUCAAGUGGAGGACUUGAAGAGUGUGUGUCAGCAAUACUUCACCUGUGUUCAACUGAUGCUAGAGAAAGUGAGUCCCACUGUUUGGACUCUUGGCUAUGCCAUACCSUAUCAUACAAGACAACUAUUUGAUAAGCUGGGCUAUGGGCUAGGACUGAACACAAUGCAAGGCAGGGAAGCUAAGCAUAUCAAGUUAGCCAAGUAUGUUGAAAACACUUGCAACGUCAGUAAACACAUGAGGUGGACCACAGUUUUCAGACAUGAGUUUGUGUCACUUGUAUGGCUUAGGGAGAUGGAUCCUUACCAAAGUUCUGGUCGCAGAAGAAAUGAUGGAGAGGUAUCUUAUGUACCUGAAAAGGUACGUAAGGGUGAUAGUGGUACAUGUMUGUGCGGUCUGGUUAAGUCAGCUGAAGAGAGGAGCUGCAAGAUAUGUUCAAGUACAUGUAUGUCAAUGAUUAAAGAGAGUGUUGAGAAGGGCAGAGUUACCAAUGCGCUUCGCCGCCUUAGUAACUCCAACAGCAUCCAAGCUAGAGUGAUUUGAUAUUGAUUUUCAUAAUUAUUUCCUCACCAAUAGAGGAAAUAUACAUAUGCCUUGGGUUGGUAUUGAGAGCUGUUGUUACUAUUAUUUCGCAUUGAAUUUUCCUGCAUAAAUAAAUGAUUAAACARAGGGUACUUGAAGUUUAAAAAUCCUUCAAUUUCUAAUCAAAGCACAGCAUAUUAUAUUUAUAUAUUUAUGAUAUUUAUAUUUAAAUGACUUUAAAUGAGCAUAGUUUUAAAAAGCUUGAUUGUUAUAAUCUUAUGAUGCAUCCAAUAAAGUGAUAUUAUGCUAGUUUUUGUAAAUUAUUGGCUGACUUUGCAACAAAUAAAAAAUGUUMAUGCAAAAAGAGAUGUUCUAUGGUGUUUGUGAAAGUGCAUAUGASCCUAAAUAGAGUACAAACACUAAAAGCAUGCAGAACUUUGUACUAUUUACWMYAAAAUAGUGCAAAUUAAACAAUAGAAUUAGCAUAAUUUAGCAGUAUUUAGUGGUAUUUAUGUUGCACAGUUUUAGUGUUUGUACUCUACAAUCACAGUGUAUCCAAAUAAUUAUAAUUUCAAUUAAAACAAAUAAAAAAAUUCAUAUCAACCAGCA